Messenger RNA from Anopheles maculipalpis, 450 nucleotides. RefSeq lists its product as uncharacterized. Bases 1 to 450 code for a protein of 149 amino acids. The record is from RefSeq and is a predicted model, not a curated record. NCBI's taxonomy places the organism in Eukaryota, Metazoa, Arthropoda, Insecta, Diptera, Culicidae. The transcript is spliced from 2 exons.
AUGAAGCUUGUUUUGGUCGUGUUAUCAACCGUGAUAGUGAUUAGUGCGGGACUAUCGCUCAAACCGAGCCCCCGGAGAGAUAUCGUACUGCCACGCCAUAUGGAGCUGCCCGAUCCGGACAGUGACAAGGACACGCAGGCGUUUCGCAGUGGGGAACAGCGGCACGAGACAACGACACCACCGGUUGAAAGUAAGCCGGCGAAGUUGCGCGUUAGUGGCACCAGACGGAAGAAGGUUAAGCAAGUAUCGACCAAGGAAGACGAAAGCACCCGCGUAACGUCUAAACGAGUGAGUGAACGGAAACUGCACACGAAAAUUGUGCACGUACCGGAACCAUUUGUUGUGCACGUUGAGAAGCCGUACCCGGUGUAUAUUGAGAAGCCUGUUAUAGUGGAAAAACAUCUGCCGAUACAUCUUUACAUUACAAAGAAGGAGAUAAAACAUCAUUAG